CGUCGUAGCGCUAACUCUAAUAAUCGUAGUGAUUUAGCUCCACAAUCAAUGCAAUGGGCAAUACGAAGUCGCGAUACAGCUCGGUCCUCAGUACGAAUGCCAGCUGGUUCCAGUUUAGUUUUUAUAGAUCCAAUGGCAUUGCGCCGUUCAACGGUACCAGCAAGUACCGCCGUAGCUGCACCUCCACAAGAACAGCAUACUAUGGCCACAACAUCCAGCAAUUUAGCACGUGCAUUUGGAAUAAUUGUUCGCCAAAUUUCUGAACUCUUAAGUAGUUUGGCGUAUAAUAUUAUGAAUGAUAUUGAAACCUCUUUGAAGAUUCAACCCGAAGAAGCCACUCAAUUGCAGGAAUUUGUGGAAAAAUGUUUUAAAACCUACCUGGGAUUGGAUGUUUUCUGUAAUGGAUAGCACUGAAG
Molecule: messenger RNA, 416 nt
Organism: Lucilia sericata (common green bottle fly)
Lineage: Eukaryota; Metazoa; Arthropoda; Insecta; Diptera; Calliphoridae
Product: E3 ubiquitin-protein ligase hyd-like
Exons: 2
Coding region: 49-408 (119 amino acids)
Biological process (GO): regulation of double-strand break repair; protein polyubiquitination; DNA damage response
Cellular component (GO): nucleus
Source: RefSeq, a predicted model, not a curated record